AUGAUGCCAUGGCUAAGAAGUUGGGUCCUCAAGGCACUGAGAAAUGCCCGGGGAUUCUGUGGGCCUCACAGGCAGCAACCACCUCUCCCUGACCCUCAGAAAAUUGUGGCCACCUGGGAAGCCAUCAGCCUGGGGAGGCAGCCAGUGCCUGAGUACUUCAACUUUGCCCAUGAUGUGCUGGACAUGUGGAGUCAGCUGGAAAAGGCUGGGCACCGGCCCCGGAUCCCCGCAUUCUGGUGGGUCAAUGGCAAGGGAACAGAGGUCAAGUGGAACUUUGAGGAGCUGGGGGAGCAGUCCAGGAAGGUGGCUAAUGUGCUCCAGGACAUGUGUGGCCUUCAGCCUGGGGACAGGAUGAUGCUGGUGCUCCCGCGGCUCCCAGAGUGGUGGCUGGUCAGCGUGGCAUGCAUACGGACAGGGGCUGUCGUGAUUCCAGGUGUCUCUCAGCUGACGGAGAAGGACCUCAAAUAUCGGCUGCAGGCGUCCAGGGCCAAGUCCAUUAUCACCAGUGACUCCCUGGCUCCGCGGGUGGAUGCCAUUAGCGCCGACUGUCCCUCCCUCCAGUCCAAGCUACUGGUGUCAGAUGGCAGUCGGCCAGGCUGGAUGAGCUUCAGGGAACUCCUCCGGUAA
This is a messenger RNA of Callorhinus ursinus (northern fur seal), 627 nucleotides long. RefSeq names its product acyl-CoA synthetase medium chain family member 5 (gene ACSM5). The record is from RefSeq and is a predicted model, not a curated record. Gene Ontology annotation, biological process: fatty acid biosynthetic process; acyl-CoA metabolic process. Gene Ontology annotation, molecular function: fatty-acyl-CoA synthase activity; fatty acid ligase activity. Gene Ontology annotation, cellular component: mitochondrial matrix. Lineage: Eukaryota; Metazoa; Chordata; Mammalia; Carnivora; Otariidae.